Messenger RNA from Ceratotherium simum simum (southern white rhinoceros), 3642 nucleotides. RefSeq names its product guanylate cyclase 2D, retinal (gene GUCY2D). Gene Ontology annotation, biological process: cGMP biosynthetic process; intracellular signal transduction; receptor guanylyl cyclase signaling pathway. The record is from RefSeq and is a predicted model, not a curated record. Gene Ontology annotation, cellular component: plasma membrane. Gene Ontology annotation, molecular function: ATP binding; peptide receptor activity; guanylate cyclase activity. Lineage: Eukaryota; Metazoa; Chordata; Mammalia; Perissodactyla; Rhinocerotidae.
AUGAACGCCUGUGCCCUCCUCGCAGGUGGGCUUCUCGACCCCCGGCUCUGCGCCCCCGCGCGGUGGGCUCGGUCUCCGCGCUGCCUUCUCCGGACCCUGCCCCGGCCCCGGCCUGCUCUCCGGCUCCUGCUGCUGCUGCUGCUCCUGCCGCCCUCCGCCCUCUCCGCCGUAUUCAGAGUGGGGGUGCUGGGCCCCUGGGCCUGCGACCCCAUCUUCGCCCGCGCCCGCCCGGAGCUGGCCGCCCGCCUGGCCGCCGCCCGCCUGAACCACGACCCUGCCCUGGAAGGCGGCCCCCGCUUCGAGGUCGCGCUGCUGCCCGAGCCGUGCCGGACGCCAGGCUCGCUGGGGGCGGUGUCCUCCGCGCUGGCCCACGUCUCCGGCCUCGUGGGUCCGGUGAACCCUGCAGCCUGCCGGCCGGCCGAGCUCCUGGCCCAAGAGGCGGGGGUCGCGCUGGUGCCCUGGGGCUGUCCUGGGACGCGAGCGGCCGGCACCACGGCUCCGGCCGUGACACCCGCGGCGGAUGCCCUCUACGCCCUCCUUCGCGAGUUCCGCUGGGCGCACGUGGCCCUGGUCACCGCCCCCCAGGACUUGUGGGUGGAGGCGGGACGCGCACUGUCCACUGCGCUCAGGGCUCGGGGUCUGCCCGUUGCCCUAGUGACCUCCAUGGAGCCCUCGGACCUGUCUGGGGCCCGGGAGGCCCUGAGGAGGGUCCGGGACGGGCCCAGAGUCAGAGCAGUGAUCAUGGUGAUGCACUCCGUGCUGCUGGGCGGCGAGGAGCAGCGCUGCCUGCUGGAGGCCGCAGAGGAGCUGGGCCUGGCCGAUGGCUCCCUGGUCUUCCUGCCCUUCGACACGCUCCACUAUGCCUUGUCCCCAGGCCCGGAGGCCUUAGCGGUGCUUGCCAACAGCUCCCAGCUUCGCAGGGCCCAUGAUGCGGUGCUCACCCUCACUCGCCACUGUCCCCCGGGAGGCAGCAUCCUGGACAGCCUCCGCAGGGCCCAAGAGCAUCAGGAGCUGCCCUCUGACCUCAAUCUGCAGCAGGUAUCCCCACUCUUCGGCACCAUCUACGACGCUGUCUACUUGUUGGCGGGCGGCGUGGUGCGAGCGCGAGCAGCUGCAGGUGGCAGCUGGGUGUCCGGAACAGCCGUGGCCCACCACGUCCGGGAUGCUCAGAUCCCCGGCUUCUGCGGGGCCUUGGGAGGAGCCGAGGAGCCCCCGUUUGUACUGCUGGACACGGAUGCCGCGGGGGACCGGCUGUUCGCCACAUACAUGCUGGAUCCCACCCGAGGCUCCCUCCGCUCCGCUGGGACCCCGGUGCAUUUCCCUAGAGGGGGACGGGGACCUGGGCCCGACCCCUGGUGCUGGUUUGACCCAGACAACAUCUGUAACGGAGGAGUGGAGCCACGCUUGGUCUUUAUCGGCUUCCUCCUGGCGGUUGGGGUGGGGCUGGCAGGGGCCUUCCUGGCCCAUUAUGUGAGGCACCGGCUACUUCACAUCCAAAUGGUCUCUGGCCCCAACAAGAUCAUCCUGACUCUGGACGACAUCACCUUCCUCCACCCUCAGGGGGGCAGCUCUCGAAAGGUGGUCCAGGGGAGUCGAUCAAGUCUGGCUGCCCGCAGCGUGUCAGACAUUCGCAGCGUCCCCAGCCAGCCCGCGGAUAGCUCCAACAUUGGCCUCUAUGAGGGAGACUGGGUUUGGCUGAAGAAAUUCCCAGGGGAUCAGCACAUAGCUAUCCGCCCAGCAACCAAGACAGCCUUCUCCAAGCUCCGCGAGCUCCGGCAUGAGAAUGUGGCUCUCUACCUGGGGCUCUUCCUGGCGGGGGGAACCAACGGCGCCGCCGCCCCCAGGGAAGGCAUGCUGGCUGUGGUCUCAGAGCACUGUGCCCGGGGCUCCCUCCACGACCUGCUCGCCCAGAAAGACAUAAAGCUGGACUGGAUGUUCAAGUCCUCCCUCCUACUGGAUCUCAUCAAGGGAAUGAGGUAUCUACACCAUCGAGGCGUGGCCCACGGGCGGCUGAAGUCACGGAACUGCGUGGUGGACGGGAGGUUCGUGCUUAAAGUCACCGACCACGGCCACGGGCGACUGCUGGAAGCGCAGAAGGUGUUACCGGAGCCUCCCAGCGCGGAGGACCAGCUAUGGACAGCCCCAGAGCUGCUUCGGGACCCGGCCCUGGAGCGCCAGGGAACGCUGGCAGGCGACGUCUUCAGCCUAGGCAUCAUCAUUCAGGAGGUCGUGUGCCGCAGCACCCCCUACGCCAUGCUGGAGCUGACUCCAGAGGAAGUGGUGCAGAGGUUGCAGAGCCCCCCGCCGCUGUGUCGGCCCUCAGUGUCCAUGGACCAGGCGCCCAUGGAGUGCAUCCAGCUGAUGAAACAGUGCUGGGCAGAGCAGCCGGACCUUCGGCCCUCCAUGGACCGCACCUUUGACCUGUUCAAGAGCAUCAACAAGGGCCGGAAGACGAACAUCAUCGACUCGAUGCUGCGGAUGCUGGAGCAGUACUCCAGUAACCUGGAGGACCUGAUCCGGGAGCGGACGGAGGAGCUGGAGCUGGAAAAGCAGAAGACAGACCGGCUGCUCACGCAGAUGCUGCCUCCGUCUGUGGCUGAGGCCCUGAAGAUGGGGACACCUGUGGAGCCCGAGUACUUUGAGGAGGUGACACUGUACUUCAGCGACAUCGUGGGCUUCACCACCAUCUCAGCCAUGAGUGAGCCCAUCGAAGUGGUGGACCUGCUCAACGACCUCUACACGCUCUUCGAUGCCAUCAUCGGCUCCCACGAUGUCUACAAGGUGGAGACAAUUGGGGACGCCUAUAUGGUGGCCUCGGGGCUGCCGCAGCGGAAUGGGCAGCGGCACGCGGCAGAGAUCGCAAACAUGGCGCUGGACAUCCUCAGUGCUGUGGGCUCCUUUCGCAUGCGCCACAUGCCCGAGGUGCCCGUGCGCAUCCGCAUCGGCCUGCACUCUGGCCCGUGCGUGGCGGGCGUGGUCGGCCUCACCAUGCCGCGGUACUGCCUGUUUGGGGACACGGUCAACACUGCCUCGCGCAUGGAGUCCACCGGGCUGCCUUACCGCAUCCACGUGAACAUGAGCACCGUGCAGAUUCUCCGCGCUCUGGACGAGGGCUUCCAGGUGGAGGUGCGAGGCCGCACGGAGCUGAAGGGCAAGGGCGCCGAGGACACGUACUGGCUGGUGGGCAGACGCGGCUUCAACAAGCCCAUCCCCACACCGCCUGACCUGCAACCGGGGGCCAGCAACCAUGGCAUCAGCCUGCAGGAGAUUCCCCCUGAGCGGCGUCAAAAGCUGGAGAAGGCGAGGCCGGGCCAGUUCUCCGGAAAAUGAGGCCGGGCCCCUACAGGAUGAUUCCAGAAGGUCAUUUUCCUGAAAGUUGCUGCUACAGGUGACUGAAAGUCUGGCUAAUACCAGUGGUUUCUGUCCGGCUCUGCCUCAACGGAUUCUGGGCCUUUACAAGAGCUGGUUGCAAACCAGCUGUGUGACAUUGGGAAAGUCUCAUGCACUCUCUGGGCUUGGGUUCCCCUCCAUGGCGAGAUGAGGAGUGGCCUAGGUUGUUUCCACACCCCCCAGCACUGACAGAGGGACUUCAGAACAAUUGGCUUUGGGAUGUGGGGCACUGUGCAUGUGGCCCCCAGCCCC